Messenger RNA from Rhagoletis pomonella (apple maggot), 4375 nucleotides. RefSeq lists its product as uncharacterized. NCBI's taxonomy places the organism in Eukaryota, Metazoa, Arthropoda, Insecta, Diptera, Tephritidae. The coding region runs from base 11 to 4375 and encodes 1454 amino acids. The transcript is spliced from 21 exons. The record is from RefSeq and is a predicted model, not a curated record.
CAAAAGCACAAUGAUGAAAACAAAACCUAAAAUAAAUUUUAUAUACUUAGCUAUAGUAUUUAGUAUAGGCAUCCAAACAAGUUAUGCACAAACAACCUGCAAGAAUGGCCUGGGACGUGUUCUCUACGAACGAUUGCCCAACCAACAAUUACAGGGCUACGAUGAUGAUGUGGUGCGCGACACAGCGCCGCCCUUUCGCGUCCUAGAAAAGUGUCAAGAUUUGUGCCUGCGCGAUCGCACCGGCACCAACAAUCUAGUGCGCACUUGCACCAGUUUCGACUUUCAGCCAGGCAGUCGCAUCACCUCAUUCGGUGGCACUUCCGAAUACGAAGAAUCCCUCUGCUAUCUAACAUCGGAGCAGGCGGGUCCUGAGGGCAUCGGCAGUUUGAUGUUAGUGCCCAACAGUGUGCAUUUCAAUGAGAUCUGUUUGACAUCCAGUCGCCCGGAGAGAGAAUGUCCCAGUCGGCGUUAUGUAUUCGAACGGCAUCCACGCAAGAAAUUGAAAUUACCAAUAUCGGAUGUUAAGGAGUUUACGGCAGCAAAUCGUUCGGAUUGUGAGGACAAGUGUUUGAAUGAGUUCGCCUUCGUUUGCCGCUCCGCCAAUUUCGAUUCGACCAUGCGUUCGUGUACUCUGAGCAGAUUCACACGUCGCACACAUCCAGAAUUGCUGGAAGAUGACCCCAACUCUGACUAUCUGGAGAACACCUGCUUGAAUGCUGAGCGACGUUGUGACGGCCUGGUCGUGUUCGUUAAGGAGGAGAACAAACGACUGGGCGGUCCCUUCGAGGUGGAUAUAUUCAAUAACAUGACAUUGGAAGAAUGUCAGACGAUGUGUCUGCGCGCCGAGAAAUACUUUUGUCGCUCCGUUGAGUACGAUGAUCAGACGAAGCAAUGCAUUUUAUCCGAGGAAGAUUCCAUUUCACAGAAAGACGACAUAAGCAUCAGUUCCAGUCCAACACAUCAUUUCUAUGAUCUGGUCUGCUUAGACAACCAACGCGCUAAUGAUUAUCCCGAUAAUUCCGUCACAUCGCAUCUAUUCUCGUCGGGUCGGCGGCCUGAUACCGCAUUUCAGCGCUAUCGUAAUUCACGCCUGGGCGGCGAAUUUCAUUCCGAGAUUACUGGACGCUCUUUGAGUGAAUGCUUGGAUGAGUGUCUGCGUCAGACGAGCUUCCAAUGUCGAUCAGCCGUUUACAGCGAUCGCUUUCGUACGUGUCGCUUGAGUCGCUACAAUCAAAAGGAUGGUAUGCGCAUUAUUUACGAUGCCGACUAUGACUAUUAUGAGAAUCUAAUGUUGAACGUAGUAGGCGGUGGUGACGCAGAUGGACAUGGCAACACUGGUAAUGGCGGCAGCCACCGACCUGGUGAGCAUGGAAGCACUAAUUGGCGUCCACCCAACAAAGACGACGAUCGAUAUGGCGCGGGUGGGGGCGGUAGUUCAGGUGGUAGAUAUCCUGGUGCUGGAGGUGGCGCGGGAGGUGGACCGGGAGGAGGUGGCGCUGGUGUUGAUGACUACGGGCGUCCUUACGAUCGCUACCCGAUAACAGACGAUUAUGAUCGCUACCCAGGAGGCGGCGGCGGCGGCGGCAGCGCGGACCGUUAUGCUGGAGAUAGCCGUUAUCCACCACCAGUAGAUGGGCGUGACCCUUACGAUGAACGCUAUCCACUGGGUCGUCUGCCCGGCAUCGACAAUGAACGCUAUCCUGGCGACAGAGAUCGCUAUCCUGGUGGCAGCGUGGAUUUGUAUCCUGGCGACCGCUACCCAUUAGAUCGCGAUCGUGAUCGUGAUCGUGAUCGGCACCCUAGUGACCGCUAUCCCCUCGAUCGUGACCGUGAUCGUUAUCCACUUGGCGAUCGUGAUCGCGACCGUUAUCCAGGCGGUGAUCGCGAUCGUUACGCUGGCGACAGAGAUCGUUACCCAAUUGGUGAUCGUGAACGGUAUCCGAUAGGUGAUCGUGUACGCGACCGUUAUCCCAGCAUCGACGAUCGUUAUCCACCUGGUCGUUAUGGUGAACGUGACCGCGAUCGCGAUCGUUAUCCAGUUGGUGACUAUCCACCACGUGAUCGCUAUCCUUACCGGCCUUUGGAUCGUUAUCCUAUACCACCAGUCACGGAAAAUGGUUUAGGUGGUGACGUGCCACAUACGCGACCUUACCCACCAGACCAUGAUUUGUCUUAUCGUCCAUAUGACACUACGGGCCGCUAUCCAGAGGAUCGCUAUGCCAGUCGUUAUCCCUCGCGAUAUUCGCCAGCGAGGGAUCCCAUAGGCGGCUACACAGGCCGCGAUGCACCCGAUAGUUUCUUUCUUGACAAACGUUUUCGUCCCUCAUCUUAUGAUUCGCGAUAUCCGCUGCUAACUGGCGGACGUGGUGGACCACCGCCGCGUUACGGACCAGACGGACGUUAUCCACCAGAUGAUAUAAUACACAGUGCCCGAAGACCAGAACCUGACUCGGCGAAGAGAUAUCCACCAGCGCCGUUAGUGCCGCCUACCACGAUAAGUAAAUAUCCUUCAUCUCCAAACCGCUUUCCGGUAGGUACUGAGCGCUUUCCAAUCGAUAUAUACAAAUAUGGCAAUCGAUUUGGCAGCAGCGGCAGUAGUAGCGGCGUUAGACCAGGUUACGAACGCCCACCACCGCCGCCACACUACUACGAUAUGGACUAUGAGGAGCGCUAUGGUGAUCGCUAUGGCGGCUAUGAUCGCGAAUAUGAAGGACCAAUAGGUAGACGACCACUAGGCGGCGGCUAUCCACACUACGAGACGCCCUUCAAUCGCCCCUAUGGCCAUGGCUUAGGCGCACCACCGCCACUCGAUGACAAUCGUCCGCUACCGCCGCCACUACACCCCUACGGCGCUGGUGGACAUGGCGGCGCCGUCGUCGGCCCAGGUGUUGCUGCCGGCGGUCCACCGCGUCCGCAAUUGACGCGCUGUGAGGAGACAGAUAAUUUUAAGCAAAUUGCGGCCAGACACAAAAUGCGACGCCACUAUGUGCGACGCGCGCUGGUCGUGCCCUCGCUGAUACAAUGCGAGCGAGAAUGCAUCGAGUCGCGGGAAUUCGUUUGUCGCAGCUUCAAUUACAGAGAUGCGGCGGCUACAAAUUACGAUCAACGCGAUUUGCCCAAUUGUGAGCUGAGCGAUCGCGAUUCGCGCGAACUGGACGUACACGAUCCCAAUUACUUUGAUGCAGCCAACUAUGACUACUACGAACGUAGUUUGGGGCGCAGCGAUGGCGAGUGUAUGGAUGUAACACAAACCUGCAACGAGGAGGGCAUGGAAUUCACUAUACGCACACCGGAAGGUUUUCUUGGACGCAUCUACACCUAUGGCUACUAUGACAGAUGUUUCUUCCGUGGCAAUGGUGGCACCGUGAACGUGUUGCGCAUCAGUGGCCCACAAGGCUAUCCCGAUUGCGGCACACAAAGAUACGGCGACACGCUGACCAACAUUGUGGUUGUGCAAUUCUCCGAUAAUGUGCAAACCAGUCGCGAUAAACGCUAUAAUUUAACAUGUGUUUUCCGGGGGCCCGGUGAAGCGGUUGUCACUUCCGGUUAUAUUGGCGCAGGAUCCGGCAGUCCCAUACCAAUCGAAUACUUACCUGCAGAGAAUACGCUCAGCUCCAAAGUUCGUCUCAUGAUACUGUAUCAAGGACGUCCGACCACCACAAUAGCAGUCGGUGAUCCACUAACUUUCCGUUUGGAGGCACAAGAUGGCUACAAUCAUGUAACUGAUAUAUUUGCCACCAAUGUGGUGGCGCGUGAUCCAUACUCGGGCAGGAGUAUACAGCUUAUCGAUCGCUUCGGUUGCCCCGUGGAUCCGUAUGUCUUCCCCGAACUGGAUAAAUUGCGCGAUGGUGAUACGUUGGAGGCGCGUUUCAACGCCUUCAAAAUACCCGAAUCUAAUUUCCUCGUAUUUGAGGCUACAGUUCGCACUUGCCGCGAUGGCUGUCAACCGGCUUAUUGUCCAGGCGCAGCUGGACGGCAGGAGCCCUCGUUCGGUCGUCGCAGGCGUUCGUUGAAUGAAACAGAUGUUGUGGAAAUUGAAUCGAAUACUGAACCGGUAGCUGAACGUUUGAUGGACGACAUGUCCGAGAUGAAUAGCACGAAGGUGACAGCCACUUUGGGAGAUUUUAACAAAACUGCCACAAGCGAUGACAAGUCCAAUCAGGAGCUUGAAGAACCCGAGCAAGUGCGGGAAAUGAUUGAGGUAUUUGAAACCCGUGAAGAGAUCGAGAAGGAAACAUAUCCACGCAAACUAGUUGCUCCCAUAGAGACCGUAUGCAUGACACCCUCCGAGUAUCACGGCCUUAUAACAGCCAUUAUAUUGCUAAUGUUUUUACUAUUCAGUAUAACUUUGGUUUCUGGUUUAGCUUACCGCUAA